AGACGUUGGAAACGUGGUGGAAGCUCUGUACGGGGACCUUCCUCCCCCCAUCAUGCUGAUCGGGCACAGCAUGGGAGGGGCCAUCGCAGUGCACACGGCGGUCGCAAAUUUGGUGCCAAGUUUACUGGGUCUGUGCAUGAUCGAUGUUGUGGAAGGUACAGCCAUGGAUGCGUUGAACAGCAUGCAGAACUUCUUAAGGAGUCGUCCCAAAACGUUCAAGUCACUUGAGAACGCCAUUGAGUGGAGUGUCAAAAGUGGACAGAUAAGAAAUCUUGAAUCUGCCAGAGUUUCUAUGGUGGGCCAAGUCAAGCAGUGCGAAGGGGCCGCCAGUCCUGAGUGUCCUAAAGCCAUAGUGGAGGGGAUUAUUGAAGAAGAGGAGGAGGAGGAGGAGGAGGAGGAAGGGGGAGGCUCUGUCAACAAAAGGAAGAAAGAAGAUGACACAGAGACUAAGAAGGAGCACUUAUACACGUGGCGAAUCGAACUGGCGAAAACAGAAAAGUACUGGGAUGGCUGGUUCAGGGGUUUAUCUAACCUCUUCCUGAGCUGUCCAACUCCAAAGCUUUUGCUUUUAGCUGGUGUUGACAGGCUGGAUAAAGAUCUAACAAUUGGACAGAUGCAAGGGAAGUUUCAGAUGCAGGUCCUCCCGCAGUGUGGCCACGCCGUCCAUGAGGAUGCUCCAGACAAGGUUGCUGAAGCUGUUGCAACGUUCCUGAUCCGUCACAGGUUUACAGAGCCCAUCGGUGGAUUCCAGUGUGUGUUUCCUGCUUGUUAAUACCCUGGUGUUCUCCAGCACUGAGUCCUGUUGUAAAUAAACUGCACCAGAGGCCACUGUGAUGUAUCCAUAUCCUUUCAUCUCUCCAGUUCAGCAGCAGUGAGAAGUUGGUGUGAGAUUCAUCCCCUAGAACUAGUUCUCCGGAAUGUGUAAGUGCUUAGGGACUUCCUUGCUGGGAAGCAGCUUGUACUGAAGACCAUGAAAAGCUCUUCAGGCCCUUGGAAGCGGGCUCCUCUCUGCUGCCACAAGGAAAGACCUCCUGAAAUCCCAAGCAGUCGAUCAUACCGAUCUCUCCCAUUGAUUCUCAGGCUUUCUUGGACCCAACGGCAAAGGGGCCGUUGGCAGUCCAGAUCCACCGAGGGCAUUGCAGCACAGCCAAAGGCUUCAGGAUUUCUCCAUGGAAUCGUCUAAUUGUCUCUGAAGUGCCCCUUAGGUUUGUUUUUUAUAUACAGGUUUCUUUUCCCCUAAGGCAGAGGAGGAAUCGGCUUCAUCGGGAGCUCAGGUUUCGUCUCACCAAUGCCAGCCUUACGAGUUGAGCUG
Eurypyga helias (sunbittern) is the source of this 1312-nucleotide messenger RNA. RefSeq names its product protein phosphatase methylesterase 1 (gene PPME1). The transcript has 9 exons. The record is from RefSeq and is a predicted model, not a curated record. Gene Ontology annotation, molecular function: protein methylesterase activity. Lineage: Eukaryota; Metazoa; Chordata; Aves; Eurypygiformes; Eurypygidae. The annotation marks the transcript as partial. Gene Ontology annotation, biological process: protein demethylation.